GUAUACUCGAGUGUCUCCAGUCGAUAUUCACAUGGUUAGUUACCAAAAGAAGGACGUUAUUGGUGGUACGUGUAUUUAUUUUAGAAUUUAAAGAUUUUUGCAAACUUCAAGAUCCUCGUCUAGGUGAUAAUUCAAGAUGUCCGUUAAUCAAUCACUUGGAGAAAAUUCCCUCGAUCGGAGCUUCAAUGAACGCUAUGUAUUUCUCUACGAUCUGCCAAGCCUGCAAAAAAUGGCAUCUUACGAAGUCUGCCGAACAAUCUGGUACAGCAAUUUAUCAAAGUACCAACUUAUCGAAGCGGAAGAUACUAAUGUUAUUCAUUGUCGUUUUAUGAUUGGGUUUUAUCUUUUCGAGCAUUACCAGAAGCACAUUAAGCAACUUAUAAAGCAUUUGAAUGUUCCUGCCUUAAUCGAAGGUAUUCUCGAAAAUUCUAUGAAGAAGGUCUGUGCAGAGAUCGGAAAUUGGGUGAUGGAAUUUUACUAUCGCAUAAUAAAUCUCGAAGGCCACUGCGGAAUUAAUGUUAUUGAUCCAAAAUGGUUGGUUUGGUCGGUGAAAGGCGAAAUCGACUUUUCAAAAAGCGCAAGGAGGGUUGUACAAGAUGUCAGUUUGACUGAAUGGCAGAAAUUUCUCGUGAUGUGUAAAUAUUGCAUGGCAGAUGAAAUAAGUAAAUUCUCGUUGGAUUCCCUUCCGCCGCAAUUUUUUACGGAAAAUUUUCGUGUUCGUAAUAUUAUUUGUUUCUAUUGGAUUUGUUAUCUCAGAAAUGAACUACACAGAAUACCAGUCAGAAAUAAUGAGUCAGCAGACUGGACCAUUUCUAGAAAUCAUGCUGACUUUCAGUUGGUUAAAAUUUUUUUCUGGGAUCGUUUAAAUGACGAUCAGCGAGUAACACUAGUUGCUUAUUGGAUUAAUCAGUCUAAACAUAAAAGUACAAAGGACCUUACUAUUUUGGAACAAAUUAUUUCUAGAAUGUCUCUGUCUCAGCAACAACGUGUGCUGCGUGAAACGAGACGCACAAUCGUUAGUUAUUUCGCAUUGUAUUCCGGUUCGUCACGAUGUGCUCUUUGGGCAUGGAGAUGUACUGGAGAUCAGAUGGAUGUAGAACACUUCGCUAAAUUGGUUGAAGAAUUGUUGAAAACAAAUAUAACUUGGAAGUCGACAUCUUUAUUGAGUGAAAUUUGGAACACAGCGUCUGCUCAUCAGAGAAAUCAUGUUAUUCGGAAAAAAUUGAACAAGUUCGUGGAUUUGUUACUGACUGGUAGUGGUUCGUCAUUCUCUGAUCGAUUUCUCCAGUUCAUAUCCGAUGAUAAAAGAAAAAAACUGAUUUUUAGAUUAGUGAACAGUAGAAUUUUUUACGAAUGUGAUCCGGAUUUUUCGAGCCGCUUCCUGAGCCUGCAUUUGCCACACCCGGAUGAUCAAUUGACGUUCAGAAAAUUGGUUAUUGAUUCUCCUGUAUUUGUAGAACGUUUAUUGAACUUAUUGGAAUGUAAAGAGUAUGAAAGGUUCGAUGAAACGGUGAAUAUUUACUUUUCUCACGAUGCAGCUGCUGCUCAAAUAUUCAAACGAGAGUUCCUAGAAGAGAAAUUGAAAGGAAUGGAGCUCACGUUUAACAUCGAGUUAACAAGUAUCGAUGAAUGGAAUCGAUUGAGCCGAUUCAUUGAUGAGGUUUUUGAUGAAGAUUCGAAACGAGGGUUGAUGGUUAAGCAAUGGUUCAUCAAAUCAGGAUUUACUCAAUUUACCCGCUGUAUCUGCAUAUUGAUCUCAUCUACUCCUACUACCGUUCAACUUGUACAGGGUUUCGAUGAUUUUGUGAAAAUUGUCGAAAUGGUGUUCAAGGAUGACGAACUGAAGAAUGUGAAACGUUUGUUUUCUGAUCAAUUGUGCUCAAUAUCCACUGGUCCUGCUCGGGAAGCCUUUUUUGUUGCUCAUUCGCCGGAUAAUGUUAGUAAAUUAUUUCCAAAGUUUAUGCAGUGGUGUUCGCUGCAUGAUGGAAAACCAAUUUUAAAAUUGUAAUCUAACUAAAUACCCACCUACUUAUGUGUAAUUUAUCAAUCUGUAGCUGUACCUCUACUUACCUGAUAAGCCCAAUAAAAAAA
Messenger RNA from Planococcus citri (citrus mealybug), 2091 nucleotides. RefSeq lists its product as uncharacterized. Bases 137 to 2008 code for a protein of 623 amino acids. The record is from RefSeq and is a predicted model, not a curated record. NCBI's taxonomy places the organism in Eukaryota, Metazoa, Arthropoda, Insecta, Hemiptera, Pseudococcidae. The transcript has 2 exons.